AAAGUGUUCCUCCGCGUUGGGCUUUCAAAACCAAAGCCCGUCAUCAGUCCUCCCUGCAAUCUUUCAAUACAACUCCACCCGACUUCAACCAUUUCAUGUGAUCAUAAAGAACCAAAAAGCACCCAUGGCUGGUCUCUCUCCUUCACACUCCCCUUCCUUGAACGAUGACGGCAGCACCUUCGCAGCUGGUGCUCCCUCACGGAAACGUCCCCUUCCUUCGACCUUCGAUAACGCACAGCGGCUGCCGCCCCCUGCUGCGACCUCCCGUACCAGGAACAUCUCGUGCCCUAUCUCCCAUUUGCCACCUGAGCUCGCCCUCCUAAUCCUCAGCCAUCUUCCCUACCGCAGUCUCGUCGCCCUAUCCCGUGUCGACCGCUACUGGAGACAUCUCACCUUCCACCAGGAUGGCAUUUUGUGGUACCGCCUCUCUCAAAAGCAUGGUCUCCUGCUCCCUGACCGCAAUACCGCUGCGCAACAUCGAUGGACCCUAGAAGAUGCACUCGCUCGACGACCAGGACUAUCAAGAGCAUUACACCAGAGCCGUAGGAGAUUGGUAUCUCAGGAUACAUUGAACACUACUGCACCAACGCAUCUCAAUACUUAUACGCACGCAGAAACUGUCACUAAAGGAGGGAGCCAUCAGUUGAACCCAUCCGCAAGGGUCUGGCACGGACGGGUCAAGACCUGGAGGGAUUACUUUGAGACACUAAUUAUCCUCGAGCGGGAGUGGAUCGAAGGCAAGCCCACGAUCAAGGAGCUGCGUGGACAUGAGGAUGCGGUCAUUUGCGUCAAGCUUCUUCCUAGGAGAGACCGGAUCGUGAGCGGGGAUCGACUGGGGUAUCUCAGGGUGUGGUGCGCCGUUACAGGCAGGGAGCUCCAGAAGCGGAAGGAGCACAUGAUGGGGAUCCCUUGCCUGGUCGUCCAUAAGGACCUCCUUGUCAGCGGUUCAUGGGACAGUACAGUGAUCAUCUGGCGGCAAUUUCAGGAGGACCCAUAUCUCAAACCGCUAAAGAUCAUCGACUUGGGCGAGCAAGUCAUGAGCAUGGAUCUCGACGCCAACCUGGACCUAGCCAUCGGAACCGUCAGUGGCGUUGUCAAAAUCGUUUCCCUCAAGACCUUUUCUUUCAUCGAUACCUUUCAAACCCCUCAGCCACACCUCUGCACCGCCGUGUCCUUGCACCCGGACAAAGUCGAGGCCACGAUCGGUUCAAAUUACUACGCUUGGGAUCGAACAACAAAGGCCCAGGUUGGCUUCAUUGGCGAAGCCCAUUCCAAGAGUAUCUCGUGUAUGAAGGUCGAUGUUGCAGAGCGCCUGAUCUUUACGGGAUCCCAGGACGGCAAGGUCAGAAUCUUUAGCUGGGGAUCUAAGCCCGUGUUGUUGAGGCAAUAUGCAGGGCAUAUGAAUGGCGUGCGAUGUAUGACCCUCCAGGACUAUAUGGUUAUCACCGGAUCUUCGGACAAGACGGUGAUGGUUACAUUUAGAGACCGACACGAGUAUAUGCCUUACAGACUGUUCCUCGACAAGGUCUCAGGACCCGAGGAUGUCCUCGAGACGGAGUCCAACAGGAUCGAGCGCAUCGCAGGCCCUGUCUCCUUCUUCCACUCCACCAACGUGAACUGUGUGGAUGCAGACACGGCCAUGUUGGUCACCGGUGCAGAUGAUAGCAUUGUUAGGAUAUUCGAUUUCGGUCAGGAUCUCUGGAGAUCGCCAACGCCCUCGUCGCCAAGGCUUUGUGGUCAGGCCUCUUUGGUCUCAUCGGCAUCCUCUACGUGCGUUCUCAUGGCCAGACCUGGACGGAAUAAGGUCUCUGUAGGAAAUCGUCGACAGAACUGGGGAACCUAUGCCCUAGCUGUGCUGACACGAGCAAGGGACUUGAUGGAUCAAUCUUUGGGGCAGAGCAGCAGUGGAAGCAUACCAUCUCUGGCAUGGAUGAAUGUGGAUGAGAUCUAUCAGCGGAUGGUCGAUUGGGAGUUGCUUCCUGUCAGUCAAGGAUCGACGCCAAAGCACACACUCAACCUCGCUCUUCACAUGAUGGCCAAGUCAGAUCCACCAACAAUCCUCCUAGACAGCACUGUCAGUCCACAUCGCUUUGCCCUGAAAUAGAUAUCCGCCCAUACCUUUGUAUAUAUAUAUAUAAAAAUGAAACUACUGAAGACGGAGCUCGAGUAUUUUU
Molecule: messenger RNA, 2174 nt
Organism: Gamsiella multidivaricata
Lineage: Eukaryota; Fungi; Mortierellomycota; Mortierellomycetes; Mortierellales; Mortierellaceae
Product: WD40-repeat-containing domain protein
Exons: 4
Coding region: 125-2104 (659 amino acids)
Molecular function (GO): protein binding
Source: RefSeq, a predicted model, not a curated record